GAUUUAAGAGGCAGAGCUGCUCGAACAGCCAUGUGUGACCUGAGAAGGCAGUAAAUUCCUCUUUCAAUCCUCACCACAACUGUGGAAGAUGUUUUUUGAUCAUCCUGAGAAAAAUGAGCCUUGGCCUCCAGACGCAGUUAAACGAACCUCACUCCUGGAUAAUAUCACUAGUUCCUGAGGACCCAGAGGACCUGCAGCCCCAGGGGGAUUAGCCAGAAGCAGGCUUGUUUUCCUGCUCAGAACUGAGUGGCUUCCCUGAACACAUCUUUCAUUAUGAUUCUCACCAACCUGAAGAAAAAAUUCAGCUACUGUGUCCUGGCCUUUCUCCUGUUUGCAGUCAUCUGUGUGUGGAAGGAAAAGAAGAAAGGGAGUUACUAUGAUUCCCUUAAAUUGCAAAGCAAGGGAUUCCAGGUGCUGAAGAGUCUGGAUAAACCGACCAUGGGAUCUGAUACCCAGUCUAUGUCCUCAAGGAACACCCAGGAAGCCCACAAGGGCAGCCAGGCCCCCCGCAGUCCCAGGGGCCCAGCCAGUGCCAAACCAAAGGCCUCCUUCCAGGUAUGGGACAAGGACAGCUCUUCCAAAAACCUUAUCCCCAGGCUGCAAAAGAUCCGGAAGAAUUAUCUGAGUAUGAACAAAUACAAUGUAUCCUACAAAGGGCCAGGGCCAGGCAUCAAGUUCAGUGCAGAGGCCCUGCGCUGCCACCUCCGGGACCACGUGAAUGUGUCCAUGGUAGAGUCCACAGAUUUUCCCUUCAAUACCUCCGAAUGGGAAGGUUACCUGCCCAAGGAGAACAUUAGGACCAAGGCUGGGCCAUGGGGCAGGUGUGCUGUUGUCUCUUCAGCAGGAUCUCUGAAGUCCUCCCAACUGGGCCGAGAAAUAGAUGAUCAUGAUGCUGUCCUGAGGUUUAAUGGGGCUCCCACGGCCAACUUCCAACAAGAUGUGGGCACAAAAACUACCAUUCGCCUGAUGAACUCUCAGUUGGUCACCACAGAUGAGCAUUUCCUCAAGGACAGUUUGUACAAUGAAGGAAUCCUAAUUGUGUGGGACCCAUCUAUAUAUCAUUCGGAUAUCCCAAAGUGGUACAAGACUCCCGACUACAGUUUCUUUAACAACUACAAGAGCUAUCGUAAGCUGCAUCCCGAUCAGCCCUUUUAUAUCCUCAAGCCCCAGAUGCCUUGGGAGCUGUGGGACAUCCUUCAAGAAAUCUCCCCAGAAGAAAUUCAGCCAAACCCACCCUCCUCCGGGAUGCUUGGCAUCAUCAUAAUGCUGACGCUGUGUGACCAGGUGGAUAUUUACGAGUUCCUCCCAUCCAAGCGCAAGACCGAUGUGUGCUAUUACUACCAGAGGUUCUUUGACAUCGCCUGCACAAUGGGCGCCUACCACCCGCUCCUCUUUGAGAAAAAUUUGGUGAAGCAUCUCAACAAGGGCACAGACGAGGAUAUUUACCUGCUUGGAAAAGCCACAAUGCCUGGCUUCCGGAGCAUUUCCUGCUGAGUGAGGGUUCCCCGGCCAGGCCCCCUCACUCUUUGCCAUCAGGCAUUUUAUGGCUGGUCUCUUGGCCACCCUGGCCUAGGAAGACCAUUUUCCUGAACAAUCCCAGCCUGCAUCUUGCAUUCUAAGGGCUUCUGUUGGUAAGAAGUCAGGGAUUGUAGGAGCCUGAGAGCAAGGAGUCGGGUCCUCUCUUGCCUGUAGCCAUAAAGAAUGUGUGAGCCCAAAGACUUCCACCACACACAGACACAAACCAUGGCCUUCUUCCCAGACAGCAUCCUCCUCUCCUUCCACACUGGUAGAUGCAAGAUCUACCUUUCCCACCAGGGCUGCCAAAGCUGGGCUUUGUUUUCCCCAACUCAGUGAUGUCAUUCUCACAAACCAUGGCUCUAUAUUGCUUGAAACAGAUACUGAUAUUGAUUUCAUGUUUUAAAGAAACUUUCCCAAAUUAUGAUUGUGCCCAGUGCAGAGUGGCUCUGGGGGCAGAUAAGUGCUAUGGGGGGUUGGAAACAUGCUUGGUUCCUCCAGAAUGAAGUUUUUCCUAAGGUCCAUGUCCCUGAGACCUGUUCCUCUUGCUCUGGCUAGUUGGGCUGGUCUUUAGCCUGAGUGCUUAAUGAGCAAAGAGUCUUGAUUAGCCCACCUUCCCUCUCCAUGUGGAGAUGAAAGGCAUAGUAAGAUAGUCUCUGUCCUCAAGUUGCUCAGUUUGGUGGGAGAAACAGACAUCUGAACAGGCACUUAGGAUUCAGUGUGCUCAGUGCACUGGGGCUUGUAGAGAGAUGGGCUUGCUGUCUCUGCACCCAGGAGGGGCUGCACACUUGCUGUGUCUGUGGGUCACAGAAGGCUUCAUAGAGCUGGGGCAUUGGAGUGGGUCUCAGAGGAAGAGGAGAAACAUGUCAAGCAGAUUUUGUCUGAGUGACUUCAGUUGUGUUUUCCUUUCUGCUUUUAUUACCCAUAUCUAUUCUCUAAGACCUGCUUGAGCUUAGAGCUCAAGAUAUUUUUAGAGGAUGCCCCCUACCCAUAUCUGAGGCAGCAAGUGCAGCCCCACAGCAGACACCAGGUGAGCCACACCCCCAAACUUGAUUUCUCCUGGCUCGGCCUGGCCUGUCUCCAUCCUACCAGCUAGGUUUAUACACUGUACUCCAACUCUUCUUUUUUAAUGCCUACCCCAAAACUCCUCCUGACUGCCAUCCCCCACCCCCCAAGGUAGUCUUCCCCUCCCAAAUUACUUGUAAGCAUUUUCUGCUUUAAAAAUGUCCUGACCUCAAUUUCUCUGACCAUGUGGGCCUUCUGCAGAUGGUCUCUCAGGGACAGAGGUGUGGCUCCCUAGCACUUACAUUGCUCUCAGAGGUCAGAACCUUGGAGAUCAUAACUGAUUCUCACCCACCUUCUUCACCUCUCCUGCAAAGGUGCAACAUCAGAGUCGCUGGGCAGAAGCUGGCCCACUGAGGUUUGCAAACAUGCUCUCCAGAUGGUUUUGCUAAGUCCCCUCCCUGUGGUGGGAAACCACACUGGACCUGUCUGACCCCUGUGUGGAGAGGUUAAAUGACUUGCCCAAGGUCACAAAGUCAUGCUGUAGGGCCAGAGCUCCCAGACCCAGGCCUCUGGACUCCUAACCAUGGCCCCACAUACUCAAGUGGCCCUAGUGUUUGAGCUCCAGACCAACCAUCUUGGAGAUAGGAUAUUCAUUUACUGCCAGACCCUUGGCUUAUGUAUGCAGUAGAAAGAGCCCUGGAGUGAGAAGCCCUGGGUUUUCAAUUUGAUGCUUGCCUAUUCAUUAACUGUGCCACUUUGGGCAAAUUCUGUUCUCUGAGCCUGUGUUUUUGUGUCUGUAAAAUGGAGGUGAUGAUCCUACCUCACAGGGCUGUUGUGAGGGUUACAAGAAAGCACCUGUAUUGGCCCUACAUUUGGCACAUAGUAGGUGCCGAAUAUAUGUUAGUCUUCCUUUCUUUAUUAAGAAACUGCUCUGUGCUCACAUGUGGGCUGGACCCUGCUGCGAGGGAGGACAGGGCAGGAAAGGGGGAGGAGGGAGGUCCUUUCCUCAGGGAAUUAACUAUCCUAUUGGGAGACAACAACUCUCCUGUUUGGAACACCCAGGAAACCAUCUGAGGCAGUGGGUGAUGCAGAACGUGGCCCCUCGUCACUGCCUGCAGCUCAGGUCUCAUUCUGCUUGGGAGUGGUGGAGCAUUUGGGCUGCUUGACUGCUGCGUGGGAGGAGCCCUUUACCCCUCUCUGGGUCCAUGGACUCUUGGCUUGCUUUAUGUUCUGGUUUGACCCACAUUGUGGUUUUGAAUCACGACCACUGAGUGCCGAGGAAGGUGGCAUUCUGUCAGUAAGAGAUAUACGUUGGUGUGGAGACUGUGACUACACUGGGUAGAAUCUAGGUUUUAAUUGUUAUGUGUAAUAUAAGGGAUCAAAUUAAUUUAAGUAUGAUUUUGAAUUCUACAGAACUUUUAGUUCUGUGCUCUCUUAUAUGUGGAAACUAGUAAAAUGCAAAUAAGAUAUGGGUAUUAUUGUUGGUCUGGUGAGGUGUUUAAUAUUUGUGAUAGAUAAUUUAAAAUUUGUGACUGAAUGCUGCCGGAAAGCCUCUGUCUGGGAGGGGUUCUCUCUUCUUCAGUAGUCAUCUAUUUGUCCUAAAUCAUGAGGUUCUCUCUCAUCCUUCCACCAAUCAGAUAAGCUACUGCUGUUGGUCUGGAACUGAGACGUCAGUCUGAGAAACUUCUGAAACAUGCCUAAGCUAAUUCUGAAUUACCCAAAGAUGAUGUAAAAUUUUUAAAUAAAUGUGUUUUUAAAAAGA
Galeopterus variegatus (Sunda flying lemur) is the source of this 4282-nucleotide messenger RNA. RefSeq names its product ST6 beta-galactosamide alpha-2,6-sialyltranferase 1 (gene ST6GAL1). The coding region runs from base 274 to 1494 and encodes 406 amino acids. Lineage: Eukaryota; Metazoa; Chordata; Mammalia; Dermoptera; Cynocephalidae. Gene Ontology annotation, molecular function: sialyltransferase activity. The transcript is spliced from 7 exons. The record is from RefSeq and is a predicted model, not a curated record.